This is a messenger RNA of Arabis nemorensis, 3141 nucleotides long. NCBI's taxonomy places the organism in Eukaryota, Viridiplantae, Streptophyta, Magnoliopsida, Brassicales, Brassicaceae. The record is from the annotation of a GenBank genome assembly.
AUGGAUGAGGUAGGUCCUCAAGUCGCUGGUCCGAUUUCAAUUCACAAUCCUAUGGGGAGAAAAAGAGAUCUUUAUUACCAGAAGUCGAAUCUCCAGCCGCACUGGCUUGUCCAAUCUCAGACGCAGACGACAAGGAAUGACUGGAAUCCCAACAUGUGGGAAUGGGAUAGUCAGAGAUUUGAAGCUAAACCUGUAGAAGCUGAGGCUCUCCGGCUCGGAAACGGCACGCAGUUUGAUGUCAAUGCGAGGAUUGAUGUUAAUAAUGACAAUAACAAUGGUGGUUUGAGUUAUCAGGGAGAAGAAAGAGGUCUUGAUUUGAAUCUGAGUAGUGGUUUUAAUGCUAUGGAGGAAGAAACACCGCCGGUUGUAACUAGACCAAGCAAGAGGGUUAGGUCGGGAUCUCCGGGAAAUGGCGGUGGAAACUACCCGAAAUGUCAGGUGGAUAAUUGUAAAGAAGAUCUAUCAGUUGCUAAGGAUUAUCAUAGAAGACAUAAAGUGUGUGAGGUUCAUAGUAAAGCUACCAAAGCUCUUGUUGGGAAACAGAUGCAGAGGUUUUGCCAACAGUGUAGCAGGUUUCAUCUUCUUUCUGAGUUUGAUGAGGGAAAGAGAAGUUGUAGGCGUAGAUUGGCUGGCCAUAAUAGGCGGAGGAGGAAAACGCAGCCCGAGGAGAUUACUUCUCCGGUUGUAGCUCCGGGGAAUUGUGAUAAUACCUCUAAUAACGCAAAUAUGGAUAUUAUGGCUCUGUUAACAGCUUUAGCUUGUGCACAAGGUACUAAUGGGUCUACGGCAGUGCCUCAAAGAGAGCAACUUCUUCAGAUACUUAACAAGAUCAAUGCAUUACCUUUGCCUAUGGAUCUUGUCUCGAAGUUGAACAAUAUCGGGAUUUUAGCCAGGAAAAAUCUGGAUCAACCUUCGGAAAUGAACUCACAAAAUGAUACAAAAGGGGCUUCUUCUCCGUCUACCAUGGACUUACUUGCUGUUCUCUCGACAACUUUAGGUUCAUCUGCACCUGAGGCCAUAGCUUUUUUAUCUCAAGGAGGGUUUGGUAACAAAGAUAGCAACGAUAAGACUAAAUUAACUUCUCCCGAACACGCCACUACAAUCAAUUUAGAAAAGAGAACUUUGGAUUUUCCUUCGUUUGGGGGAGGAGAGAGAACCAGCAGCAGUAACCUGUCUCCUUCUCAGGAUUCAGAUUCACGCGCUCAGGACACUAGAUCGAGCUUAUCUCUACAACUAUUCACCUCUUCACCAGAGGAUGAGAGUCAACCAACAGUUGCAUCUUCAAGAAAGUAUUAUUCUUCUGCGAGCAGUAACCCUGUUGAGGAUAGAUCGCCAUCCUCAUCUCCUGUCAUGCAGGAGUUGUUCCCGCUGCAGACAUCUCCUGAAACCAUGAGAUCUAACAAUUGUAAAAACACUAGUCCCAGUCCUAGGGUUAGUUGUUUGCCCCUAGAGCUUUUUGGUGCAUCAAGCAGAGGAGCUGCUGCAAAUCCUAGUGUUAAAGCUUCUAUGCAUCAAUCUGGUUAUGCUUCGUCUGGUUCGGAUUAUUCUCCUCCCAGCUUAAACUCUGAUGCUCAGGACCGCACCGGAAAGAUAGUUUUCAAACUACUUGGAAAAGAUCCUAGUCAGCUCCCUGGGACAUUGCGGACGGAGAUUUAUAGCUGGCUUUCUAGCAUUCCAUCAGAAAUGGAGAGUUAUAUCAGGCCUGGCUGUGUUAUUCUAUCUGUUUAUGUGGCAAUGUCUGCUUCUGCUUGGGAACAACUGGAGGAAAACUUGUUGCAGCGGGUUAGUUCUUUGGUUCAAGAUUCAGAAUUUUGGAGCAACACAAGAUUUUUGGUCAAUACAGGCAGGCAGCUCGCAUCAUACAAACAAGGUAGAAUUCGUCUGAGCAAAUCUUGGAGAACUUUGAAUUCACCCGAGCUGAUCACAGUGUCACCGUUGGCUGUUGUAGCCGGUGAAGAAACAACUUUGGUAGUAAGGGGUAGAAGCUUGACUAAUGAUGGAAUUAGUUUUCGUUGCGCACAUAUGGGUAACUAUGCGUCACUGGAGGUAACUGGAACAGCACAUAGGAGAACCAAAUUUGAUGAGUUAAACGUAGAUAGUUUCAAAGUCAAGGGUCCGAGCCCUGGUUCUCUGGGGCGCUGUUUUGUUGAGGUGGAGAAUGGAUUCAGAAGUGACAGUUUCCCUUUGAUAAUUGCCAAUUCCACGAUUUGCAAAGAAUUGAAUCGCCUUGAAGAAGAGUUUCAUCCAAAAGACGUGACAGAAGAACAAAUACACAAUUUAGAUCGUCCAAGGUCAAGAGAAGAAGUUCUUUGCUUCUUGAAUGAGCUUGGAUGGCUGUUUCAGAGGAAAUGGGCCUCUGAGAUUCAUGGAGAAUCUGACUUUUCCCUCCCUCGCUUUAAAUUUCUGCUCGUUUGCUCGGUUGAAAGAGAUUACUGUUCUCUCACAAGAACUCUCCUGGAUAUGAUGGUAGAGAGAAAUUUGGGAAAAGACGGUUUGAUGAACAGGGAGUCCUUGGAUAUGCUGGCUGAGAUUCAGCUAUUGAACCGCACUGUUAAAAGGAGGAACACAAAAAUGGCAGAGACGUUGAUUCAUUAUUCCGUUAAUCAGACUACUAAAAAGUUCAUCUUCUUGCCUAACAUCACGGGGCCUGGCGAUAUCACACCUUUGCAUUUAGCUGCUUCUAUAUCUGGCUCUGAAGAUAUGAUUGAUGUCCUGACUAAUGAUCCACAAGAGAUUGGUUUAUCAUGCUGGAAUUCCCUAAUUGAUGCAAGCGGACAGACUCCAUUUAGCUAUGCUGCGAUGAGGAACAACCACAGUUACAACACCUUGGUGGCUCGUAAACUUGCAGAUAAAAGAAACGGCCAAAUAUCUCUGAACAUCGAGAGAGGGAUUGAUCAGAUUGGUAUGAGUAAAAGACUAAGCUCAGAGCUCAAGAGAUCUUGCAACACAUGUGCAAGUGUGGCUCUAAAGUAUCAGAAGAAGGUUUCGGGUUCACAACGUUUGUUCCCAACUCCUAUCAUCCACUCGAUGCUUGCAGUUGCAACGGUCUGCGUCUGCGUUUGUGUGUUUAUGCACGCUUUCCCAAUCGUCAGACAAGGAUCUCACUUCAGUUGGGGAGGUCUUGAUUAUGGAUCAAUCUAA